This is a messenger RNA of Aplosporella prunicola CBS 121167, 1832 nucleotides long. RefSeq lists its product as uncharacterized. NCBI's taxonomy places the organism in Eukaryota, Fungi, Ascomycota, Dothideomycetes, Botryosphaeriales, Aplosporellaceae. Bases 102 to 1652 code for a protein of 516 amino acids. The transcript has a single exon. The record is from RefSeq and is a predicted model, not a curated record.
CUUCUUCUUCUUCUUCUUCUUCUUCUUCUUCUUCUUCUUCUUCUUCUUCUUCUUCUUCUUCUUCUUCGUCUUUUCACCACGACACGCAACGCUUGCAAGCAAUGGAGGCCGCCCGCAACCAGGUCGUCCACCACCAAACCUCGGCCGCCACGGCCGCCGCCGAACGUCUCAGCGCCUUCUUCAGCCCGGCUGCGCGUGCCCCGCCGCGCGACCGAUGCGACGACCUAGCCUUGUACAUCACGGGGCUGACGAGAGUCGUACCGACGCCCUCGCAGGGCUGCCACAGCUACACAGUCGUUUGCUACAACGACGACGAUGACGACGAGCACAGCAACACCAACCACACGACCACAUCCUCUUCAGCUUCUUCGUCUUCCUCUUCCUACCUUUACGCCGAUGACAAACCUCCUUCGACCUUGCCCUCGACCACCACGACCCCCUGCGACGGACACCCCCACCCACGUAUCGUGCAGUUCCGCGUCGCAGGCUCCAAGCUCAGCCUUCGUAUGCUACGCGCAGCACGCAUUGUCCACGGGUUUAAAGUGCCCUACACGACGUUCGAGGGCGAGCUAGGACGAGUCCCGACAGAGCUGCCCCUGCUAGUGUACGCGAUGGACUGGAUCGGAGGCGCGACGCCCCUGCAGCGAUUCAGUCAGCAGAGACGGCUGUCCGAAACCGAGGCAGGCCGGCUCGAGACGUUUGCGCAGGAGCUAGGGGCGUACUUUGCACGGGCGUGGCUGCAGCCCGCAGAGACGCUGGGGAUCAAGGAGGCGGACGAGGAAGCACUGGCACAUCGGCGCGACGCGGUGGCGCGUGUGCUGCGUGUUGGGAUGGAGGCGGGCUCGCCGCUGCCUGCCCGCGUCAAGGCACUGAUUCCGGGGCUGCUGGCGGCGCUGGGGACGCUGUUUUCGCGGAACGGCCCGCUGCGCCAGGUCCUUACGCAUGGCGAUCUCAAUGCCUCGAACUUGAUUAUCGAUCCCGAGAGUUUCCACGUUAAUGGCGUGGUCGACUGGGCUAGCGCGGGUGUGUGGCCGUUUGGCUGCGAGCUGUAUGUCCUGCAGCUGCUGACGGGGUUCUGGGAUGACGACCAUGGCAACGCCUCUACUUCUGCGCCUAUCGGUAUCACGGAGGAGAACCCGAACGAGGCGCCUUCGAAUGCAGUGGCUUCUUCCUCUGCAACCUCCAACACCCCUACCACCGGUACGGCGUCAUCCACGUCAACAACCACUUCCGCGUCCACGUCCACGAGCACUCCUCUACCACCUCAUCCUCACCCCCCUUCCUCGACCCCAACCUCGUCCCCACAACAACCCCGCUGGCGCACCUACGCCACAGCACCCCGCCUCUACGCCCUCUUCUGGCACCGCUUCUUCGCGCUCACGCACCCCCUGGCGCCGACGCCUGAGGCGCGGCACGCAUUUCUGGAGACAGUGCGGCCGGCGUGGCGGCUGGGGCUGCUGCUCAGAGAGGGCUUUGUGCAUGCUGCGGACGGGGGUGUCCGGGGGAAAGUCGUUGGCGGUGGCUCCACUGAGGGCGGGGCAGCGAAGGCGGGUGCGGGCGGCGGGAACGUGCAGUUGGGCCUGCUGGAGCGCUUUUUGUGCGAUGAUGCGGGCAUCGUGGAUGCUGGUUUUGAUGCUGUUGGGGGUGUGUAGGUGUUGUUGUUAAUGAGGGGGAGCGGGUGGUUCGGUGGCUUGGUUUUUUGGGUGGUUUGGUUUGCUUUUUGGUAAGGGUUGGGUGGUGCUGCUGUGCGAUACCCUGGAUGAUGGCCUGAUAGGGAGCUAGAUUGAGCGUGCCGCGAGCGGGGAGAUUGGGCGGGCGGGGCUGCGAAGGCU